Messenger RNA from Bicyclus anynana (squinting bush brown), 4940 nucleotides. It is a transcript of the gene Ctps, whose product is annotated as CTP synthase. The record is from RefSeq and is a predicted model, not a curated record. Gene Ontology annotation, molecular function: CTP synthase activity; identical protein binding. Lineage: Eukaryota; Metazoa; Arthropoda; Insecta; Lepidoptera; Nymphalidae. The transcript has 11 exons. The coding region runs from base 129 to 1958 and encodes 609 amino acids. Gene Ontology annotation, cellular component: cytoplasm; cytoophidium. Gene Ontology annotation, biological process: CTP biosynthetic process; pyrimidine nucleobase biosynthetic process.
GAUCUGUAAGUGGAAUGUAAUCAAUUUAUACUUUUUGCUGCGUAUUGUAAAAUUCUGUACCCUAUCUUAUUGUAUUCUAUGCCCGUCUGUUCGCCCUAGUUCUGUCUGUGAUUUUUAGUCUAUGGUCGAUGGCGCGCCGCGCUAGCUCAACAAUGCCUGACAUGAAAUACAUUUUAGUCACCGGCGGUGUUAUAAGUGGCGUCGGAAAAGGUGUCAUCGCCAGUUCUUUUGGCACAAUUCUAAAAAGCUGUGGAAUUGAUGUGACUUCAAUUAAAAUUGACCCCUAUAUCAAUAUCGACGCAGGAACUUUCUCUCCAUAUGAACAUGGUGAAGUUUACGUACUUGAUGACGGCGGUGAGGUAGACCUCGAUCUUGGCAACUAUGAACGCUUCCUAGAUAUAACUCUGCAUCGGGAUAAUAACAUUACAACCGGCAAAAUAUAUCAGCAGGUGAUUGAACGUGAACGUCGCGGCGACUACCUCGGAAAAACAGUGCAAGUUAUUCCACACAUAACCGACGCUAUUCAAGAAUGGGUACAGAGGGUAGCCCAUAUUCCAGUUACACCUGAGAACACACCCCCAAUGGUUUGCAUCGUAGAGUUGGGGGGCACUAUCGGUGAUAUAGAAGGAAUGUCAUUUGUUGAAGCAUUCAGACAGUUCCAGUUCCGAGUUAAGAAAGAGAAUUUCUGUUGUGCUCAUGUGUCAUUAGUACCAAUGCCAAAAUCAACCGGAGAACCAAAAACUAAACCAACACAAUCAUCAGUGCGAGAACUUCGUGGCCUUGGACUGUCACCAGACCUAAUACUGUGUCGCUCAGAGAAGCCUAUCAACCACAAUGUCAAAGAGAAAAUCUCAAACUUCUGUCAUGUUGCACCAGAACAGGUAAUCUGUGUUCAUGAUUUAACAUCAGUGUAUCAUGUUCCACUGCUUAUGGAGAACCAAGGUGUAGUUCAGUACUUGAAUGAGAGACUACAGCUGAAUAUUUCUAUGCCACGUCCAUCAAGGUUUAUGCAAAAAUGGCGCAACCUUGCCAAAAGGGUGGACAAUCUCAGACGAGAGGUCAACAUUGCUCUCGUGGGGAAGUACACCAAGUUGGAGGACAGCUACGCAAGUGUCACGAAGGCUCUGCAGCAUGCAUGCAUUGCAGCGGGGUGCAAGCUCGUGCUCACUUACAUCGAAGCGGUCAACUUGGAGAAGCAGACAAAGAUUGAUGACCCCGUCGCAUAUCACAAGGCAUGGCAGGAUUUGUGCAAAAGCGAUGGCAUUAUCGUUCCUGGCGGUUUCGGACAAAGGGGUAUAGAAGGCAAAAUUGAGGCAUGCCAGUGGUGUAGAGAAACCCAGAAGCCCAUGCUAGGUAUAUGCCUCGGAUUGCAAGCGGCGGUCAUAGAGUUCGCAAGAAACGUGCUUGGCUUAAAAGGCGCUAAUACUACUGAAGUGAACCCGGACUGUGAUGAUAAACUUGUGAUCGAUAUGCCGGAGCAUCAUCCUGGAAACCUUGGGGGCACUAUGCGACUGGGAAAGAGGAAAACAUAUUUGGAUCCCUCCAUUGUAUCAAAACUGUACAAGAAAGAGGAGAUAGAAGAACGCCACAGACACCGCUACGAAGUGAACCCAGAGUACAUCGAGCGUCUCGAGGCGAGCGGCCUGCGCUUCGUCGGCAAAGACGUGACUCGCACGCGCAUGGAGGUGGCCGUCGUCGACUCGCACCCCUACUACGUGUCCGUGCAGUUCCACCCGGAGUAUCUCUCUCGACCCCUCUCACCCAGCCCCGUGUUCUUAGGGUUAAUACUUGCGUCGAUCGGCAAAUUGAAGAGUUACAUGUCUAAAGGUUGUCGCCUCAGCCCACGGAAUCAAUCCGACGUAAGCUCAGAUGAAGAGGAUAUAUCAAUAUCCUCCUUGAGUUUGAUAGAUGAAAAGGGGGUGGCUGAAAACGGUAAACCACUGAAUGGUGUACAUUAAUAUUGUAAUUAUAUGAAUUCGAAUUAGUUUAAGAGAAAUGUACUAAUAGUUUAAGAAGUAAACGCUAAAUGUUAAGCUAACUUGUCUAUUUUACCAGUGAUAAAUGAACUUUUUUUCUUUUUAGUUUCGUAUUUAACCCUUUGCUCACACGAAACAACUGAAAAAAUUAUUUUUAUCUAUAUUGUUAAUUAGUUUAACAUAAUAUUAUGUGCAAACGAAAAUACUGUUCCAAUUAUGGAACAAAAAUAUUGUUCCAAUUUUGGAACACAAUUUGAAACUACAUAAUUUAAAACAACUGCCAUAUAUUUUUUGUUAAUUAUUUUAUUGAAGUCUUGUAGUUUAAAGUGUUGCUUUGUUUCUUUUUUGGUGUUAUUAGCAAGUUUUUUGGUAAACAAAUGAAUUUAAAACUGCAGUAUUCUUAAAACUAAUAACUAGUUUUAAGAAUACUGCAGAAAGUUUUGAUUUAUUAUAUUUUUUAGAUUUAUAUUUAUGAGUUGACAGUUCAUGUCUCUCAUUAAAAGAUUUAUAAUAACUUUUCGUAAGUUAUUUUAUAUAAUUGCAUUCUAACGCUUCCACAAAUGAAAUUCUAUAUUGACUUCUUCACUCAACUUCUUUAUCAAUGAAAUUACCUAGUCAUCCGCUAUACAGCAUAAUAAUUACAAAAAAAAAAUGAUUUUGUUAAACUGUAUCUAAAAUAAUGUAAUCUUCUAGAUAUAAUUUUAAAGGUUUAUUUUGUGUGAUGAAUUCAGAUUUGCAAUAGUUUUUGAACAAAUCUGGUUACAUUUUUUACUAUUUAAGGAUUUUUUUGUUAGAGAUGAAAUAUCUAACUACAUUUUAUUGAACGUAGUGUGUUUUAAACAAAUGGAAUAAGCACAUUUAAGCUGGCAACAUUGAAAACAGACUGCAUCAGGAAUGGCAAAACCAUAACAUAGCACGCGCCAAAAUAAUACCUAUGCUUAUGGCGAAAAAAUAUGUUUAUAUGUUUUGUUUUAUCUUUUGAUUUAUAUUAUACGUAACAAAAUCAUUCAUGAAGUUAGUUUAAAAAAAAUUACCAAUUUUGGAAAAGAAUAUGGCGCCGUUUAAUUUUCGGCUAAGUCAAAAUCAACGGUUUUCUACCCCAGAAAAUUUACCGAUUUUGGGAAAGAAUUUGGCGCUGAUUAUUUUUUUUCCAAAUCAAAGUCAACGGUUUGCUACCCCUGAACUAGAUUGUGAAUUAAAUUCUUACUGUGCGGUGCUUAAGUGUGCACAUAACUGUAUACAUUCCUAAUUAUAAUCCAUAUAUUAUGUAUGAAAAGUGUAUGACUGAAGAAUAAGUGUCCUUAUAGUUGGUAGCUAAAGGCCUCAAGUUUAAAUUUGUAGCUGCAUAGUUGGUAAAAACAUUUUUGAUGUUUCUAACACAUAAUUUGCUAGAAACUUCAUAAAUUAAAAUUGCUGUCAAAUGAAAAAAAAAUCACAUCGAUCUCCUAUUAAAAAGUGGAUGCACAAUCAGCGACUAAAAAACGUCCCCACUCAAUGAGUGCCUAAUACAACUUCGUGGCACUCAAUUCAAUCAGUCGCAUUUAUUUACAUAGUCGCAUUUGCAAAUACAACCUUAAACUCAGUCCUAAAGGUUGAAUUUGCUCUGAAUUUGGGAUUUUAUUGAAUAUUGGACUAUAUUUAAAGGCCUUUAGGUAUUAUUUUCUUUACCAAUAAUUCUAAAACUGUCAAAGCAAAAUUGGUUACUUUUUUUAGUGAAAUUUUCUACAUGAUUGUGCGUCCUUUUAUUAUAAGAGGUCAAUGGGAAAUCAAUAUUAAAUAACCACGAGCCUUUAAAAUAAAGAAGACGUAAAGUCACUUUAAGGUGUCAAUAACAUCUUCAAAAAUGAAUUUGAGGCCUUUUAAAUUAUUAUAUUCCUUACCUAUUAAACUACUCCUAAAAUAAAAAUGGCAUUAUGUGUGUACGUCUUGAUUGUACAAUGUACAUUUUGGUAUAUUUUCAUUUUAUUAUUGCUAAUAGUUGGCUAAUAGCUAUAAUAUGCUUAUUAUAUAUAUUUACACACAAUAACCGAUAAAUAAACAUGAUAUUAUUUCGCAAAUGAAUCUCUAUACAAUUAAUAAGAAGUAACUUUUAUAUUACAUUAAAGUGCCAAGUUAAAAUGUAGAUGAUAUUAAUAAUACAAUGAUAUAUAAUACUAAUAGGUAUAAACUUGUUACUAUUCAUCUUGUUUCAUAUUCUAUUAUUUAACCUGCAAGGCAGGAGGAUCAUACCCAGUGGCGUGCACAAGAUUUUUAAAUAGGGUAUGCACUAUAUUUAAUAAUUGGAAAAAUUCUUGUCCCCUGCUAUGUAUUCUACUAUGUAUUCCGUGGAUUUAGGGUAGGCAGUGCAUUUUUGUAUCUAUGAAGUGCACGCCAUUGCUAUAUUAUGUAUUUAAGGUAUUUAUAAUAAUUAAUAAACCAUAGAAAAUAGGUGCAGCAAGUAGAGUCAAAAACAACCGAGUAAUAUUUCAAGCUCACUAAUUAAAAAAAUAAUGUUUAUGAUAUAAUUUUGUUGCUUUGCUUUGAAAACCCUCCCCUCUUUACUGCUUGGAUAGUAUUAAUAAUAGAAUUACCAUUUAGGUAAUUUUUAUUUUUUACUUCCUGUUUUUUUAAUGAAUGAAUGUGUUUCGAAAAACAUGAUGAUAUUUAUAUAAUAAAUUAUUAAAAGCUUUGAUGUUAGUGUUAUAGUAUGCCUCAAAUUAUGUUAAGAAUUCAUAGACAAAUUUUUGCCACCGCAAAACACGAUUUUGUGCUUGUAAUGAAUUUAAAUAAUGAUAUUGGCACAAUGUGGCGUUUAUUUGCGCUGGUUAUUAUAAAUAAGAAUUUAAAAUAAAGUUAUAUUGAAUUUAGUAUAUAAAAAUAUGUAAUUUACGAUCGCAAUGCCCCAAAUGACGAGAUGUUUCGUAUCGCUGUUGCUUGUAUGUAAUAAUAACCUAUGCCAUAAUAAAAUGAUGUUAUAUUUUGAAA